This is a messenger RNA of Papaver somniferum (opium poppy), 894 nucleotides long. Its product is annotated as dehydration-responsive element-binding protein 3-like. Gene Ontology annotation, molecular function: DNA-binding transcription factor activity; DNA binding. Gene Ontology annotation, biological process: regulation of DNA-templated transcription. The record is from RefSeq and is a predicted model, not a curated record. Bases 1 to 894 code for a protein of 297 amino acids. Lineage: Eukaryota; Viridiplantae; Streptophyta; Magnoliopsida; Ranunculales; Papaveraceae. The transcript has a single exon.
AUGGUGAACAAGAACAGUCCUAGUAAGAAUGGGGGUAAUACGGGUAAGAAUGGUGGCACUGGUUAUAAAGGAGUCAGAAUGAGAAAAUGGGGAAAAUGGGUAUCUGAAAUCAGAGUAACAAAGAGCAGAGACAGGAUUUGGUUGGGUUCAUAUGAGACUGCUGAAAAAGCAGCUAAAGCUUAUGAUGCUGCUGUUUUCUGCAUGAGAGGAGGUGGUGUUGGAGAACUUUACAGCUUAAACUUUCCCCAAAAUCGAUCAGCAUUAGAGAUGUUGUUAUCAUCAUAUGGAUCUUCGUCAUCUUCGUCAUCCCCAACAGUAUCGGAUUCUUGUUAUCAUUUUCCAAAUUAUUUGACACGGUCACAAAUACAACUUAUGGCUUCAAAAUAUGCAAAUAGUACUAGUAGUGAUGUUGCAACAAUGGCAUCGGCGAUACCAAUUAAUUCACUUGUUAUACCUUGUGCAUUGCCUGCGGCGGAUGCAAAUUUAGCGUUUCCAACUAACUCACUUGAUAUGUCCUCUGCAUUGUCAAGUAAUUCACUUGAUAUGUCUUCUGCAUUGCCCGUAGAGAACGCAAAUUUGAUGCUUUUAUGUCAGGGAGAUAACGUUUUAGCACCAUCACCCAUGGAAGUGUCCGUGGUUGAAAAUUGGCAUGUCAAUAGCAAUAAUUGUAACAAUGGUUUGGGUUCUAAUCAAUUUUAUGGUCGAGAUUGUCAUGCAGGCAUGAAGAAAUAUUAUUCACCAGUGGUGGCGGCAAUUGAGGGCCAAGGAGGAAACGGAUUGCUAGAAGAUGCUAUUGCUCCUCAUGGUACUAGUGGUGGCGGCGAAGGUAGUGGGGACGACGUGUUUUGUCGGUUAUCGGCCCCGGAUGACCCAUAUUAUUGUUGGGCAUACUGA